UUGAUGACGCGAGAACAAAGCGUUUAAUUCGGCGAAGCAUGGCUACGGUGCAAAUCUGUGAAGCGGAAAAAGUGUAUAUAAUGCACGGUGUGCGGGAUGAUCUGCGAAUCGAUGGCCGAGCCUGUGAUGACUACCGGCACAUGGAGGUAGAAACAGACGUGGUUUCCAACACAGACGGCUCGGCCAGGGUAAAAAUGGGGGACACGGACAUCCUUGUGGGAAUCAAAGCAGAGAUGGGCAGACCGAGGCCUCUGAUUCCGGAUGAAGGAUACCUGGAGUUCUUCGUUGACUGUUCAGCAAAUGCAACCCCAGAGUUUGAAGGCCGAGGUGGCGAGGAACUGGGCUCUGAAAUCAGCAGCACCUUGUACAAGAUGUUCCAGAACAGGAGCAGCCUUGACCUGCGAGCCCUGUGCAUUGUCCCCAGGGAACACUGCUGGGUGCUCUACGUUGAUGUGCUGUUGCUUCAGUGUGAUGGGAACUUGCUGGAUGCCACCUCCAUAGCAGUCAAGGCUGCACUCUUCAGCACACGGAUCCCCAAAGUCCACGUCUCAGAGGAUGACGAAGGGGGCAAGGAACUGGAGAUCUCUGAUGACCCGUACGAUUGCAUGAGGCUGCAGGUGGAGGAUGUGCCCUGCAUCGUGACUCUCUCUAAGAUUGGCCACAGACAUGUGGUGGAUGCCACUCUACAGGAGGCGGCUUGUUCCAUGGCCAGCUUGAUAAUUGCUGUCACCCACAAAGGGAAUGUCACCUGUGUCAGAAAGGUGGGGGGAGGGAGCCUGGAUCCAGAGAGCAUCUUUGAAAUGACAGAGACAGGGAAGCGGGUGGGGAAGGCCCUCCAUGCGCCACUGAUGAAGCUCCUACAGGAGGAGGAGGUUCUGGGGAAGAGAAGGCAGAAGGUUGGGUUCCUGGGCUGACCUGCCUUUGGUCCUUUUACAUGUCACAUUUUAAAAUAAAUUUUCCUGUGUAAAGACUGGUUUUUAAUUUAUUUUUAAACUGUUUGUCACAGUCAUCUGGUGAAAAAUGCUUUUCUUAUUAAUAUAAAUUGUUCAUCAUUCUUCUAGCUUAAUGUA
Molecule: messenger RNA, 1070 nt
Organism: Scleropages formosus (Asian bonytongue)
Lineage: Eukaryota; Metazoa; Chordata; Actinopteri; Osteoglossiformes; Osteoglossidae
Gene: exosc7
Product: exosome component 7
Exons: 8
Coding region: 39-914 (291 amino acids)
Biological process (GO): nuclear mRNA surveillance; U1 snRNA 3'-end processing; exonucleolytic trimming to generate mature 3'-end of 5.8S rRNA from tricistronic rRNA transcript (SSU-rRNA, 5.8S rRNA, LSU-rRNA)
Cellular component (GO): cytoplasmic exosome (RNase complex); nuclear exosome (RNase complex)
Molecular function (GO): mRNA 3'-UTR AU-rich region binding
Source: RefSeq, a predicted model, not a curated record